AACAUGGCGGAUUUUUCUUUAACUUUGACAAACAUUAUUUAGGUUGAAAAUAACCCUCCGUGUUAAAGAAUAGGGGUUGCCACGUACAUGAUGCAAGCAAAUACUACCUGACUAAAACCUCAGACUGAAUAAAAUGAUUCGUCUGUGUGCGCUUAAUGAUGAUUCAAGUGAAGAGAGUGACCACGAACCUACACAGGAAAGUGUCAAACAAGCCAAGGAAUCAGAGGCUCUGGAGUUGUACAACAAAGGCCUGGCCUUGCAGCAGAAAGGAGAUUAUACAGCAUCUGAGGAAGCAUAUAAUCAUUUGUUAAAUUCUGCUUUGGUCAAAGAGGCUCUGCCACCAGAUGAGGAUACUGGAUUAGUUGAACCUGGUCAUGUAUUGAAAUACUCAGCUUACAAGAAUCUGGCUUCAUUAGCAGAGAAGAGAGAACAAUGGGAAAAGUCUAUAGAUGCAUAUCUUCAGGCUGUUGCACUUGAUGAUUCAGAUGUGACAGUAUGGCAUCAUCUUGGAAUGGUAGCACUGAAGACAUUUGAUCUUUGCUUGGCUCGACAUUCAUUUGAGGAGGGUUUGAAGUGUAAUCCAAAGCACUGGCCUUGUUUAGACUUGCUCUGUACAGUGCUGUAUGCCAUUGGGGAUUACUACACAUGCCUAGUUGUGAUUUCGAAGGCCUUCGAGAGGGAUGAAGAAUAUCCUAAAGGUAUUGCAUUGAAGAAUCAGAUAUUCUUAGAGGAACCACCACUCAAGAAAGAAUCACAACAUUUGAGAAAUCUGUUUAAUAUGUGUUAUGCAAUGAAUGAGGAAGAGCAAGAAAAUGAAGAGAACAAGUUUGUGAAGGAAGCACUUCAUCUCAGGGAACAGAGGCUAAAACUUGUUGAAGCAGACAGGGCCCCUCCCCCUCCUUAUGCACCCGUCAAGCCUCUGACAUCACACACGUGGGCAAGUCUGGGAGAAUGCUUCAUUGCUCUGUAUGAUCACUUAACAUCACCAGAAAAUCCUCAGCCGCUUGGUCGAAGAGUUGAUUUGGAGGAGUACUACAAAGCCAUUGUCACUCCAGACAUCUCCAUGUCCUACCGAACAUCUGUUGUUAAAGUGCCAGAUUAUUCAAGUUCCAGUUUUUCUACAGAGGGAUUUUCAGUGUACAAGAAUGUCCAGACAGGUGAGAGUGAGGAGAAGAACAAAAAAGGACCAAAAAGAAAGAAACCUCCUCCAAGUGCCAUUGAUGAUUUUCUUCCAAAGAGAAGAUCAGCCAGGGUGAGAACAAACAAGAAGAAGGAAGAGGAAAUAAACUACAGGGAAUUAGUGCAGUCAUUUAUUCCUUCACUGUUCAGACCCAGUGUCAGUGUAGAUGAUGAAAGUAGCCAGGACAGUCUCACAGAUGGCUCACAGUUUAGUCAAAGAAGCAGCCAGUCACAAGCUAUUGAAGGGAAACCUGGAGAGGCUGACAGGAACAAUUAUGAUGAAGUGAUCACUGGGGAAGCUGAGGCUUUGGACAUUCUCACCUUUGUCAAAGAGCACAUGGAAAAUGGUGGAAUCAUUGAUGUAAUGAAUCAAUAUGGGAUAUGCCUUGCAGCUCAAAACAACAAAAAGUGGCCUUCAGCCUUGGCAGAUGUCUUCCUUAAGACCUAUCAAAGGAUGAGGAAACAUGUCAUUCUUCCUUCUGAAUUUUGUGAUGAUCAAGAUUCCCUAUAUAGAACAAGAAUGGCAAAGCUUGUACUUGUGGCCAGUGAGUUGACGCUUGACAAACUCCUCACAGCGAAGUCAAAAUCCUCAUCUAGCCUCUCACCUGCCAGUUCACCGCGCGGUGGUGGUGUUGUUGUCUCGCCGUGGAAAGUCGGCGGGUUUUCCAGUCAGUAUUUGGCAACAGAUGUGGAGUAUCUUCAUCGCAUUAGCUGUGAUCAGAGCAUUCAUGGAGACUUCACUUUAGAAAUGGCCAUUAGAGUAAACUGGAUGCGAGCAAGAUAUCUUAUGCUACAAGGUCAAAUGGAUUAUGCCAUGAUGUACCUAGACAGGACUUCAAAGUUCUUAGAGCUAAAGGUCAAUUCUAUUGAGGGACCCACCACCGUCAAGCUAGUGAACUGUAAAGUUGAUAACCUUGUUACAAUCGAUCAAGUCCAGAAGAAGUUAGAGUCGCUACAAAGGUGUCAGUCAUUAGAAGAGGUUCACCGUUUGUACGAGUCAGGUUAUUAUGAAGAUGUGGUUCAACUUCUGAUGCCCACACUCCAUCAACCACAGCCUAAAACCAAGGUUGGUGAACUCGGCAUGUCUAUACCUGAGAGACCGGCUCAGCUGCUGCUACUACAGGACUCGCUUAUUAAGCUCAAGGAUUACGAGCGAUGUCUCACGUGUUCCGAGAUAGCCCUGAACGAGGCCGUGUCACAGAUGAGUCCUUGCGAGGCCUGGUCCACUACUCUCUCCAGGCUCUUUGGUUGCAUUGAUAGGAGUAUUCAGGAAGGUGAUAACAUACUGGACAAGAUUCCUCAGGAUAAACUGUGUAGACUGACUAACAACAUCGUCAAGGUUCUAGAGGCAUCCAUGAACUCUUCCGACAGUAGUUCUGAUCCACCGUUAGCAACUGCGAAACCUUGGGUACUACUCUACAAAAUCACUGAACAUCAAGAGAAGUACAAUGAGACAGUGGACAGUUCGUCAAAGACAUGUGCACCUCCGACUGUUCCUCCGCCUGAAGACUCCCCAAUGCCUGAAACACUAAAUACUGACAGCAAUAUGAGCGGCGGUGAUGUGAUACGUGAGGUGCCUGCAAGUAACCUAUCUCCAUCGCUACAGUUUCUGCGCAUAGCACAUGAACAUCUCGGAAGACGUGGCUGGUGUUGUAAUAACGAGGGAGUUUUUCUGUUGCUUAAAGUGGAGGUUCUGACAAAGGAGCUCGCCAAAGCGACGGUUCCCGCCAGAGAGGAGAUGGUUCGUGAUCUUGAGCAGUGUUUCCUUUGUCUUUAUGGCCAUCCUUCUAAGAAAGCGAAGGCUCGCGGCUUACAGGAACACAAUUCCUCUCAGAUCGCGCUGACGUGGAGCAACUCAGUCGGAGUAUUUGAUUACUUCAAGCCCCCACAGCCUCCCACGUUUGACAGUAAAUCCAACACUAUCUCGGCAGAGGUACAGAAUCUCCUCCGCAGAAUAACGUUGGUAAUCCCACAGCAGGAACUUGAAGCUAUCAGUUUUGAAAGCGUCCAGUCGUUUAUUGAGGGCGGAGAUGAGCCAAUCCCCAAGUUGCCUGAUCGUCUCGUAGGCGUUAAAAGACCUGUGAUAAAUGAAAUAUUUUAUCUCCUCGCUGAUUUCUACUUCAAGAACAAAGAAUUUAGCAAAGCCCUCAAGUUCUACAUGCACGAUGUAUCUGUCCAGCCCGACAGAGCUGAUACCUGGGCCGCUAUGGCUCUCGCUCGUAAAAGGAGACUGGAAAACAAGUUAAACGCGUGUGAACCUAAAAGUGAAGGACCGAUACAAAAGCUGGCUGUCUCAGCUCUCAGGUGUUUUAAAAGAGCGUUGGAGAUUGACGGAUCAAACAGCAGCUUGUGGGAAGAGUAUGGAACACUCUGUUACAUGCUAUACUCCCAUGCCUCCAGGCAGUUAAAUCAGUUUGAUAAAGACGAGAUGACCUCCGACAACCGUGCGUCGUUGCUUAAGCGACGUGAUGAGAUGUUGCUGUUAUCUGAGAGCUGCUUCACGUCUGCGCUCGGCAUCGAGGACGGCGAACCCUGGCUCCAUCACUAUAUCUUAGGAAAGAUCACAGAAAAACUAAACAAACCUCCAAGUGUUUAUCUGGAGCACUAUCAAAAGAGUGCGAAAUAUCUAGAUGACGACAUCACUAAUUAUCCGAAGAAAAUUAGCUAUUACACCCCACCAGAGCACGUCUUGGAAGCUUUGGAGAUUUAUUUCCGCAUCCAUGUGUCAGUUCUUAAACUUCUCUUUGACAAGUUCCCGGAUGUUGACGUUGGUGUCCUUGAAGAUCAUCUUCAGAGAGCGUCUAAGGGGCCCUUUUAUCACGCGGAGUUUGACACUGAUAUCGGACCGGGGAACGUCUACAGGACCGAGUCCACUACAUCAGAAUCUUUGUCAAGUAGCGUUUUCGAAGACACUAAGCAAAGCGAGCCAAAGUCCUCUGAGGCAAGUGGUGUAGCCAAUUCUGUAAUUUCUCCUGAGCCCCGACAAGGUGAAGACUUCAAUCCGCCUCAAGCAGAGGGUAACAUUGCAGAAGAACAUAAAAUCGCCACCCGGGAGGUUUCCGCCGCGGAAGCCCCUACAGUCUCAACAAACAAAGUUGAGGCAGGUUCGCAAAGUGAACAAUCCUUGGACCCGACGCCGAUGGAAGUUGACUUGAGUAAUGAACCGAGCAGGUUUACACCUGCAGAGGAGACCACGGAUAGUUCCCAGACCCCUUUAGAAGUUAGUUCUAAUGAGCAGCGCGAGGGCUUGGAAACAAAACAAGCUUUUCAAGCCUCGGAAAAAAAUGAUUCUAAGUAUGCUGAUCAAUGUGCCAAGGGUGAGGAAGAAAUGGAAAGUUCCAAAGAUACCGAGCUAUCUUUAGUUGGCUCAGAUGUAAUUGGUGAUGGGAAAACCGUUGAAGAAUUAAAUGCGGAGGAAGGUGUAGGGGAAACGGGUAUGGAAGUUGAGCAUGUCGGGGAACAGGAAUCGGUCACGUGCUUGGAAAACAAACUCAAGGAUCAAGAAGAAAAUGUUAAGAGUCUCGAUAAACUGGAGGAAAGCUCUGCUGACCAGGAAACUCAAGAAGCAGUUGAGUCCACUCUAAAUUUCGAAGAUACAGAAAUCAAAACGGAUAAAGAUAUUAUGUCGAAUGAAGACACUGAGGUCAACAGUAAACCAGAAAAGAUGGAGACUGAGGAUAUUCCUACUCAUGGUACAGAAAAUGUUGAAAUGACGGAAAAUACCAGUGCAAUUUUAUCAACAUCGCCUGAUGAACCAGUGACAGAGACGCCUCCUGCUGUCUCUGUGACACCGACUACUGACCCCGCUGGAGUUUCCGCUUCUAGCGUGACACCGAUGGAGAACACGAAGCCGCCAUUGACAGAGGAACAGCAGGCAAAGAAGAGAGAACUCAUGGAUCUCUGUAUUCGUGCUCUUGAGUAUUGUCUUCGGCGGUUUUCUCAGCAUCACAAGUCGCGCUAUCGCCUGGCUUAUGUUUACUACUACUCUUCUGAGCAUAAGGAAACCAGUGUCUGUCGUGAUUUACUGUUAGGCAGCAAUACAAGACAGAGCAAGACGUUUCCCUUCCCGCCUCAAGGACUUUUCAACGAGAAAAGCAAAACAAACCUGUUCUCGGCCUUUUGGAGAAUUCCAGAAGAAGAUAUAGACAGGCCGGGAUGUUUUUGCACACACACCUAUAAGUCAGUAGCUUUGAUGCUGGAAGUUCUCCGCGAGUUAAACGAGUGGGACACGUUGUUACUCAUUCAGGCUCUUCUUUAUCGAACACCGGAGGCGGGCAAGAAAUACUUGAGGGACAAUGAAAGGAACUAUUUGGCCAAGAAGGUGAUAAAUAUUCCAGUUCAUUCCAAUGGAUUUAAGAUGUCCUAUGCAUUCGUUUCGUAUCUUUGGGUAGAAUAUUCAUAUCUUAAGUUUGCUUUGCAGGCAUUUGAGUAUUCUCUGGAAAUAAUGAAAGUGAGAGUUUCCAAGCAGGACCCUAAGGUUGAGGUCUCGUUACUUUCCCAACUGGUUAUGGAUGCAUACGAGUGCUGGAAAACUGGACAAAGAUACGAGGCCCAUGUCAAGGCGACAGAGGGUUUACUGACACAGGCCUUUGAGAUGUUCACGGCUUCCCAGUCGGCUUCAGGAGAGUCGCUUAAACUUGGUCAGGACACACCAGCAGACUCCCCAACGUCUCUGUUGGAUCAGGCUUUGAAGUACUGUCAACAGCUCGUCAAGCCACAGACUUCCUCGGCCAAUACGUCAGUUUCACAUCAAACAAAAGGAUCUUCGGGAACCGACACAGGUAACGAUCAAACUUCGGGCUCCGACACCGAUGUUGUAUCAACUGCUUUAGAGCAGACCUUUUCACCUCCGAUACCACAUCAAAAAGAAAAUAAUACUUCAGUAACUUCCCCAGUAGGAGAUCCUAUUCAAGCCUCCGAAACUGUCGUGCCAGACUUGCAAGCAGAUGUUGCUAUCGAGGGGAAAACGACAGAUAAUACACUGACUCGUUCCGAAGAUGUUCCGAUGAUAGCCGACCUGAUACCAUCGUCUGAAGCUCCGAUCACGGAGGGCGUGCAACGAGACUCUGAUAGCGUAACUCUUGAGAGUGAAAAUGAAAAAAAUAGAGAUACAAUUGAGAAAAAUUCAAACUCUGCCACUGCGGAUAGUAUUUCACUACGGGAGAUUAACGCUAGCGCAUCAGACGACCCCCGGAUUACUAGUUUGCCCGCGCAAGCUGGCACACCUGCAGCACCCGUUAAUCCGGGAGGUGCUGAUAUCACCGAAGUUAGUGAUGUUCCAUCAAGCACUUAGCGACCGCACAGAUGUAUCGAUCACAUAAAAGUGUACACUGUGUUGUGCAAAAAGAUAUCAUCGUGUUAUGAUAAGUACGUCCACAUUGCUAGUAAUGAAACUUAUAACCUAAAAAGUAUAAAGAAAACAGCGCCAUUACCAAAUGAGGUUUCUUGGCUAAAACCAGGCGCAUACUGCUGAGCCAUGUUGGGUGAAAGCUCCUGGUCACUAAAACACACAGAACCUCCUACUUCAGUGGAGACAAUCUACUUUUAUCCUUCAGAUUCUAAACAUAAAACAGUAUACAACUUCAAGUAAUUAUAUUGGCUUGUUCGAUGCAAAAAAGUAAUCCACGGUCGUUUCAUUUCGCGAUUGAACUUUGAGUACUUUUUCCUGUUUGCCUUCAUUCAAAGUUUGAGGGUAAAGGGAUAAAAAUAAGUAUAUGUCCGUGGGGGAAAUAUAGAUUUGGUCUUAGGCAAGCGACGGGUCUUCGAGAUAGAGGGGUUAGAGAUAUCCAAGAAAAUU
Messenger RNA from Pocillopora verrucosa, 6976 nucleotides. Lineage: Eukaryota; Metazoa; Cnidaria; Anthozoa; Scleractinia; Pocilloporidae. The record is from RefSeq and is a predicted model, not a curated record.